Rhododendron vialii is the source of this 644-nucleotide messenger RNA. Its product is annotated as photosystem I reaction center subunit psaK, chloroplastic. The transcript has 3 exons. Gene Ontology annotation, biological process: photosynthesis. Bases 220 to 570 code for a protein of 116 amino acids. Gene Ontology annotation, cellular component: photosystem I; membrane. The record is from RefSeq and is a predicted model, not a curated record. Lineage: Eukaryota; Viridiplantae; Streptophyta; Magnoliopsida; Ericales; Ericaceae.
UAUCCAAAAACUAUCAUUCUCAGGCCACAAACUCUUCCUGUGGCUAAGGUAUUGGGAUAUGCUUUAGUCCCACACAUCAUAACCCUUUUUUUUUUUUAUAUCCAAAGAGAAAGCAAGAAUUUUGUAGCAAAAUAUAUAUUUUCACAAAUCGUAUAAGGGGCCGGGAGAGAUUUAUAAAACACUUUUCAUCUUUGAUCAAUCAGUACUGAAGUUUAGGAAAUGGCAACAACUUUGAUGACUUCUCUCCCACCGCUGAAAAUGGUAGCAGGCCAACCAAUGAAGCGUGCGGGAAGGGGACGUUUAGAUGUUCGGUGUGAUUUCAUUGGCUCUCCCACAAAUUUGAUAAUGGUAUCAACAACAAGCUUGAUGCUAUUUGCUGGAAGGUUUGGAUUGGCUCCAUCUGCAAACAGGAAGGCCACAGCAGGGUUAAAGCUGGAGACAAGGGACUCUGGGCUUCAGACUGGUGACCCAGCUGGUUUUACCCUUGCUGAUACAUUGGCUUGUGGGACUGUGGGCCACAUUAUUGGGGUUGGGGUUGUUCUUGGCCUUAAGAACCUGGGUGCUAUUUGAAAUUUUUAGUUCAAAAAUCUGCUGUUAAUACCACUCUUUCUUCAACUUAAUUUAUGUUCUCUGCUUGACAAUUA